Sparassis crispa is the source of this 1158-nucleotide messenger RNA. RefSeq lists its product with no specific name. The transcript has 5 exons. Gene Ontology annotation, cellular component: CHRAC; nucleus. Bases 1 to 1158 code for a protein of 385 amino acids. Gene Ontology annotation, molecular function: protein heterodimerization activity. The record is from RefSeq and is a predicted model, not a curated record. Lineage: Eukaryota; Fungi; Basidiomycota; Agaricomycetes; Polyporales; Sparassidaceae.
AUGGCUGUAGGAAUUGCCAGCAUCCCCGGACAAGGACCACCCAGCUCUGACGAUGCCGACAUGGAUGUCUACUCAGAGGAUGAGGAAGUGGAUCAACUGGACUCUGACCUUGACGAGGAGGAGGAUAUUCCCCUCGCGAAUGGGAGCGUAUCCUCGAACCGGUCGUGUACCAUAGGCAGGAAGAGCGGGGAGCGGGUACCUGGGCACAGUCUCAUACCUACGGAGCGUGUGGAGAGCAUUAUGCAUGCGGACGGAAGUGGUGGGCAUAUGUCAAAAGAGGCCAUGUUCAUGCUUUCUGUCGCCACUGAAGAGUUCAUAAAGCGGCUUGCGGGGGCAGGGUAUCACGAAGCUAGUUCUGAGAGGCGCUCCGUGGUGAACUACCACGACGUUGCAUUUGCAACGUCACAACGCCCUGAAUUUAUGUUCCUACAAGAUACGAUACCGACGCCAAUCCCCCUCUCCGAGGCGAUGCAACUUAGAGCCGCAAAGGAGAAGGAAAUCCUCGAAGACAACCCCGCAAUCUCAGUCACCCCUGUCCCUCUCCCGACCACCUUCAUCCCCUCUGGACCUACCAUUUCGCACCCAGGCGGCUCAAAGCCCAGGGCUCCCAGGAUCCGCCAAACGAACGGCAAGGAGAAAACAAACGGGACCGCCACUGCGAGCGGGACGAAGCGGCAGCGCGACAGCAAGGGCCGGUGGAGCUUACCUGGGCAGGGCGGCGAGGAUGGAGAGAGCGAGGCAGGAAGCGUAGGCGCGGGUGCGAGUGCGAGCGCGAGUGGGCGGCCAAGCAGAGUGCGGACGCGCCCGUUGAGAAUCUCACAGGACGAGUCGCCGCAGGCGUAUUCCGCUCCCCCUAAUGGGAGAGCAGUACCUCAAAACGGGACCUCGCCUAACCGCAACCAUGCACACGGCUUGACCGCGGAAUAUGCGGGGUGGGCAGGCAUGCCCAUGACCCCACCCCCGGCGCCUCAACCCGCACACGCGUCUGACAUGGCGGACCCACGUCUAGCGCACCCCGACGGGCGAUGGUCGCCUGGGCAGUACACUGGUCCUGCGAGCGGGUACCUCGAAGAUCGGCGGGUACUGUUCGGAAGGGGUGGGAUGGCGGGCAACCCUGGCAGAACGAUCUACUCUGCUCAGCGUCCUCCUGCCCGAUAA